UCAGCAGUCCUGUUCUUGAUAUAACUGCGGGACACGGUGCGAUAGAGACCGCUCUCUCGAGCAGAAGCGGGGUGAUGACGCAAGGGGAGUGAAAAACGGGGUCAUAACAUGAGGCAAAACCGAAAGUUACCUUAACCCGCCGCCAAGGAGAGGAGAGGUGAGCGAAUCACCUGGUAAAUGAGUUAAGCCACUGGUGCUUUCAUGCUGCAUUGACGACAAGCUCAUCAGGCUGCAAUGAAAAUCACCAGAAGUACAAAGCAGCAUCUCAAGUUUCAGCUGUGUGUCUGAGAAGGGAAACAACUCCAUGAUGGAACCUCACAACUCCAGCAGUGAAAGAGGAGCCUCUCAACCAAAUACAAAGAAAGCAGGAUGCCCAGUUCCCAGCUGUGUGUCUAUGAAGAGUGACCAUUCCCAUCAAGAGCCUCUUAAUUUCAGAAGUGGACCUGCGCCCUCUGACUCGAAUAGUGGGAUGGAUUGCAUGCUCCAGGAUCAAUCCAGAGCUUUACGAUACCUUACUGAUGUCCAUUGCAGGAAGAAUCCUUUAACAAUUCCAAACAUAGGGGUAUCCAGGAAGCAAGAGUACUUACUACCUGGAGAUGACCUCCCCUCGAUCUUAGAGAGGCACAAAACCUGCAUGAAGAAUAAAUAUGAGAGCUUAUUUGAAGGAAUCAAAUCUCAGGAGAAUAAAACUCUUCUGACCAGGAUUUACACUCAGCUCUACAUAACAGAGGGAGAGCGUAAUGGAGUGAAUAAAGAACAUGAGGUUUUUGAGAUUGAGAACAUUUCCAGAAGACUCUUGCAAGACACUCCAAUUAACUGCUUAGAAAUCUUCAAACCAGUAGAAGACUCAGAAGGAGAAAUAAGAUGUGUGCUGACUGAGGGCAUUGCAGGCAUUGGAAAAACAGUCUCUGUGCAGAAGUUCAUUCUGGACUGGGCUGAAGGAAAAGCCAAUCAGGAUAUAGAUUUAAUGUUUGUGCUUCCAUUCCGUGAGCUGAACUUGAUUAAGGAUUACGAAUACAGUCUUCAUAGACUUCUGUGUGACUUCCAUCCUGAGCUCAAAGAUCUGGACCCAAAGAUAAUUUAUGAUUGCAAAGCUGUUUUCAUGUUUGAUGGCCUGGAUGAAAACAGAAUUCCACUGAACUUCUUACAGUGUGAGAACCUGUCAGACAUAACCAAGGUGUCAUCAGUGGAUGUGAUAAUGACAAACCUCUUCAAAGGAGAGCUGCUUCCUUCUGCUCAUAUCUGGAUAACCUCUCGACCAGCAGCAGCCAGUCAGAUCCCCUUUGAGUACGUUGAGCGUGUGACAGAAAUCCUGGGGUUCAAUGACCCACAGAAGGAGGAGUACUUCAGAAAGAGAAUCAGUGACGAAGACCAAGCCAACUUCAUCAUCUCACACAUUAAGAGAAUAAGGAGUCUCCACAUCAUGUGUCACAUUCCAGUCUUCUGUUGGAUCUCAGCCACUGUGCUUCAGCAAAUGACAAAACAAAGUAAUACAGAAAUUCCUAAAACUCUGACUGAAAUGUACUCGCACUUUCUGCUUACUCAGACAGAAAUAACAAAACAGAAAUAUAGUGAAAGUGGAAAAAUAAAGAAAGAAUUGAUGAAAUUGAAGAGGGGAACAAAGAAACUACCACAAUGUGGCAGUGAAAUGAUUCUGAAAUUGGCUGAACUGGCUUUCAAGCAGAUUAUGAAAGGGAAUGUGAUGUUCUAUGAAGAGGAUCUGAAAGAAUGUGGCAUUGGUGUCACUGAGGCCUCAGUGUAUUCUGGCAUUUGCACUGAGAUCUUCAGGGAGGAAUCUGUGCUUUACCAAAGGAAGGUCUACUGUUUUGUUCAUCUGAGCUUUCAGGAAUUCCUGGCUGCUCUCUAUGUGUUUCACUGCUAUAUGAGCAAGAACAUGAAGCCAGUUUUUCAUUUUUUUAAUCCAUUGGACAAACCGUGGUCUAGCAAUGUUUCAUUGGAAGAGAUACUGAAAGCAGCAGUGGAGAGAGCCUUAAAGAGCCAGAAUGGACACCUGGAUCUAUUUCUCCGUUUUCUGCUCGGCCUCUCACUCGAGUCAAAUCAGCAACUUUUGCAUGACCUACUUACACAAACAGUGGGCUGCUCAGACAGCAUCAACAAAACAGUACAGCACAUAAAACGCCUAAUACAAACAGAGAAACUUUCUCCUGAAAGAUCUAUAAACCUGUUUCUCUGUCUCACUGAAAUGAAUGACCAGUCUUUAUUUAGAGAGAUUCAGGAGUACCUCAAAUCAGAGAAACAUUUCGAAACCGGUCUUUCUCCUGGACAGUGUUCAGCACUCGCCUAUAUGCUGCAGAUAUCUGAGGAGGUGCUGGACGAGUUGGACUUAAAGAAGCAUAACACGUCAGAAGAAGGCUAUAGAAGACUACUCCCGGCUGUGAGCAAAUGCAGGAAAGCUCUGCUCGCUGGCUGCUAUCUCACACCGAACUCCUGUGAAACUGUGUGCUCGGCUCUGAAAUCACCAGGGUCCUCUCUGAAAGAACUGGACCUCAGUAGCAAUGUCCUGCAGGAUGCAGGCAUGGAGCUGCUCUCUGCUGGAUUGAAGGGUUCAAACUGUAAACUGGAGAUACUCAGACUUGCUGGAUGCAACAUCACCACAGUCUCUUGUGAAAUACUCAGCUCUGCUCUGAAAUCACCAAGCUCUGCCAUAAAAGAGCUGGAUCUCAGUAACAACAACUUGCAGGAUUUUGGAGUGAAUCUGCUCACAGCUGGACUGAAGAGUUCACACUGUAAACUAGAAAUACUCAGACUGGCUAUCUGUAAUAUUGGGGGAAAAACUUGUGAAAAUCUGGGAUCAGCAUUGCAAUUGUCAAACUUCAAACUCAAAGAACUGGAUCUUAGUAACAAUGAUCUUCAGGAUUUAGGAGUAGAGCUACUUUCUGCUGGCUUGAAGAGUUCACACUGUAAACUGGAAAUACUCAGAUUGUCUGGUUGUUUGAUUACAGAAAAAGGCUGUUCUUCUUUGGCUUUAGCUCUGAGUUCAAACCCCUCACACCUCAAAGAAUUAGAUCUGACAUACAACCACCCAGGAGAUACAGGGGAAAAGCUGCUCUCUGCAAGACUAGAGGAUCCAUGCUACAGACUGGAGACGCUCAGAAUGGAGCAUGCAGGGUUGAACAGAAUCAAACCAGGACUAAGAAAGUAUGCCUGCGAACUCACACUGGACCCAAACACAGCAAACACAUUUGUGUCUCUGUCUGAGAAGAACAGUAAGGUGACCCGUAUGGAAGAGCAGCAGUCAUAUCCAGACCAUCCAGAGAGAUUUGAUGGUUGUCCACAGGUGUUGUGUCGAGAGAGCCUGACUGGACGCUGUUAUUGGGAGGCUGAAUGGAGCGGAGUAUCUGCUAUAGCAAUGGCAUAUAAAGGAAUCAGCAGGAAAAACGGCAGUGAUAAACCUGACUUUGGUUACAAUGAGAAGUCCUGGGCUCUGGUCUGUUCUAAUAACAGGUACAUUGCCAGGUACAAUAAGAAGCAAAUGGAUAUAACUAGCUCCUCCUCCAGAGUAGGAGUGUAUCUGGAUUGGUCUUCUGGCAAUCUGUCUUUCUACAGUGUCUCCUGUGACACACAUACACUCACCCACUUAUAUACAUUCCGUUGUACGUUCACUGAGCCCCUUUAUGCAGGGAUCGGGUUUUGGAAAUAUCCUGGCGCCUCGGUGUGUUUGUGUGUCACAUAGAAGAGUCUGAUCUCUUGAAAAUCUAUCAAGGAAUCAAUCAGAAAAUUUGGGAAAAAAUGCCAAAUUUCUUAUGCCAUUGGGAUACAUUUAGCCUUGAACAUCUAGACUUAGUGUGAGCUUAUCUCUGUAUGGUUGUUAUUCUGUAGUGGGCUUCUUCUUUUAUAACGCUAGUGAGGUAUCUUUAUUUAUAUAGCAUUUUUUAUUAUAGUAAAAACAUCUCAAAAUGAUUACUACAAGAUAAAGUAAAAACGCUAUAGUCUAAAUAAAAAUAAAGGCACAGUUAAAAACAAUAGAAGUAAAUGAGCCUUCAUCCUAGGAAUUAGCAGUAAGCCUGUCUCAGCUGAGAAAAGUGGUCUGUUUUAACCUUUCUUCUCACUGUAAGUUCAUAAGUACUCCAUUCUGAAUUAGUUAGAGCCUAUUUAGAGCUGCGUUGCUGAAGUUUGGCACACAUAAUUAAGAAUUAUCAGCACUAAGGUCAACAUUGUGAUUACAUUUUUUUUUUGUGCCUUGUUUCAUUCAAAACUCCCUGUCCAGCACUAGCCAGCAGUAUUUAUUUAAGCCUAUGCUGGAUACAAUGAAAAGUUCUGGGGUCUCAUUUAUCAAAACAAGUGUUAGAGCAUGUUAUAAAUGAACAAUGAUGCUUCCUACACUUCUCCAUUCCUUCAUUAUCAGUUUACAUACAGAAAUGCCUCCAAAUAGCUAUACAUGUAGCCUAUGUAGCUUGUGAAAAGCUGAAAUGAAAUAUUGCGUUUAAAACUUUAGUUCUUAUAAAUAAAACUUUCCCUUUAACAUGUAAGAAAUGCAUUUAAUGCCAUUGAAAUAAUUAUUACAAUGAAAACUCUUUUAUAUAAAAGAGUAAAAUGUAAAACUUAUGUUCAGUUUGCAUGCAAGAAUUGGAUUUUACAGAAUAUUUAUUUAUACAAGUAUUUAUAACAUUUUACUUGUUUACAUUGAACAUCUCAUUUUAAAAUAUGACUUAAAAGCUAAAGUAAAAGAGGUCAGCCACUGUGUACAUCAUCACAAUCAAUUUUGAUAUUCUUUCAUGAAUUUAAAUGACCUUUUUCGGUGAGUCUAAAUUAGAUGUGCUAACCUUUUUUCUCUUCAUCUACACACUGUAAGUAAUAGAGCAGAGCAGAAGUAUUUGUGAGAUUUCCAUUACUGAAAUGUAUUGCGGUUUUCAUCUGAAUAAUUUUGUUCGGUUUCAAUCACAGUAUUUAUUCUACUGUUCACUACGACAAUAGGUUUUUAUUUUAUGCUGGUUGAAGAAACAUGUUAACUGAUUUGGUAAUUAUUGUUCUCAUUAUCAAUCAAAUCAUAAUGACUUACCCAUGAUUACACUGUUCAGAACAUGCAUGGUCAGGAGUAGUUCUAAAUAUACACACAUUUUCACACAUAAGAAAUAAAUGGUAAAUCAUGUUCUAUUUGUAAAACAUAUGUCUAUAUGUAAGAUUUAUGCAUGCAACUGUGCAUAAAUGCAGUCAAUAAAUUAGAUCCCUGGAUUUUAGUGUGCUCUAAUAAUGGCUACAUUGCCAGAGAGAGUAAGAAAAUUGCCAUACCUUGCCCCUCUUCUAGAUUAGGAAUGCAUCUGGAUUGUGUACUGGGUAACUGCGUUUGUCAGAGGAGAUGCUGUAAAAGACCAAGGUGUUUUUGGAUUGAAGCUGGCUCCCUAGCAUAUGUGUGUGUGAAUUGGAAAAGCCAUAUGUCCUUAAAACUAAAUAUACUAUGAUGGGUUUCUAUCAUCAGUCAGUUAAUUCUGCAAAGUAUAGCAAAUUCUUUGUCCAAUUACAAUUAAUACAACUAACCUUGAGAAUCCAGACUGAAUGUCUUUUUAUCCACUGCAGCACUUUCCAUUUUACUUAUAGCAUUUCAGAAGGUUUCACAUUAGAUGAAAAUAAAAGCUAUUAUGUAAAUGAAAUAAAGCAAUCAUGUAAAUUAAAAUAAAAACAGAUUUUUUUAAUUUGGAUUUAAAAAUCCAAAAUGUUUUGUUUGGAUUGAAAAAGCAUCUAUCAAGGUUGCACUUUUAGUAUUCCCUUGAAUGUUUUUCCAAUGUUUAAGUUCUUCAUAAGACAAUUAUCUUCCAACUGAGCUGUGGGUGGGUUAGCAGUAAGCCUGCCUCAGCAAACAAAUUUAGCUCAACCUUUCAAUUCCUGGUAAAGCUGCAUUCUGAACAAGUUGGAGCCUAUUUAGAGAGACACCAGCGCAACCAGCUGGUAAUGGCAGAUAAAGAAUUGAGACCAGAUAAAGAAUUAUCAAGCUUUAAAUCAUUAAAAUACCUAUUAUAAUUUAAUCAAGAGACUCUCAAAUCCAGCAUUGCACUGUAUAAAGUGGAACAGGGCAGAUGAAGAUUUGAAAUGUUUUUGAUAUUUGAUAUUUUACUUUACAUCGUUUCAUUCAAAGUAUUUAUUUGUUUUGAAUAAAACCAGUGAAAUUGCUUGUUACCACUAUUUAUUUAGGCUGAACUGACAAACUGUUGGGUUGAUACUGAGUGAUUGCCUUCUUUGAGCCUGCACAAAAGCUCUGCACUUGAGCAACCAUCAUAAGGGUGAUCAAAAGUCGUUCAAAAAUUGUCCAUAUGUCAGGUCUUGAAUACGAGACCACCUUGCUGUAGCCCACUCUAAAGCUUUAUCUGAUGUAAUAAAUAUGUGAUAUGAAAAAUGC
Pygocentrus nattereri (red-bellied piranha) is the source of this 6352-nucleotide messenger RNA. Its product is annotated as NACHT, LRR and PYD domains-containing protein 12-like. Bases 305 to 3694 code for a protein of 1129 amino acids. The transcript has 10 exons. Lineage: Eukaryota; Metazoa; Chordata; Actinopteri; Characiformes; Serrasalmidae. Gene Ontology annotation, molecular function: protein binding. The record is from RefSeq and is a predicted model, not a curated record.